AAUAUUGUAGAAAAUAUUAUUCAAAUUUAUUCCGCGUCUAGCAAACUAAUGAGAGGAAUCUCGAUAAAAAACCAAAGAUCAUGUCAGCAACAGAGAAAUCCUUGUCAAGUUGCAUACUAAAUAACCAUGCACAGCUAAACAGACUCCAAUAAAAGGAGCAACUACUUUAUAACUGGUGUCACUGGCAGACAAACAAAUAUAAGGGAAACAAGGAGUAAGGAGAGGAAAAAAACAUUCUACUACAUACACAUCACAGUCAAAAGGCAAUACGUGCCAGGCAGCAUGAUUGUGACUGUGAAUCAAACGGAAACUGAGCCAUUACUCUCCGAUAUCAAUACGGAGGACAAACUAAAUGAUUUUUCCCGGGGCAGCAGCAAUAGUGACAGUUUUCAAUUGCUUAGCGAACGAAAUGCAUUUGACUACUUGGACUUGGAAGUGGCUACAGUUACCCAAGCGACGAGCAUCAAAAUGAUAGAGAACUCCACAAUGGCCAAUGCGAGCAGCUAUAAUGCAACAUAUAACACAUCCUCUCUGGACCCGGUGUUGAUUGAACGCUUCUUGAGGAAUCGGGCCAUAGAUAAUCCUUGGUUUCACAUCCUAAUCAGCCUGUAUAUUGUACUCAUUAUCUUUGGAGCGGUGGGCAAUAUUUUGGUUGUCAUUGCAGUGGUUCGAAAGCCCAUUAUGCGUACAGCCCGCAAUCUAUUCAUACUCAAUUUGGCCACAUCGGAUUUACUAUUAUGCGUGGUGACCAUGCCGCUGACCCUAGUGGAGAUUGUCUUUAAGUAUUGGCCAUUUGGGUCAUGUUCAAUACUCUGCAGAACGAUUGGCCUGCUACAGGCCCUUUGCAUAUUCGUAUCGACCAUAUCCAUAACGGCAAUAGCCUUCGACAGAUAUCAGGUUAUUGUAUAUCCCACAAGAGACAGUCUGCAAGUGGUUGGAGCAUUCUCCAUAUUGGUUUGCAUCUGGUUGCUGGCCCUUUUGCUUGCCACGCCCAUGUUUAUAUUCAAGAAGCUAAUCAGUACGGAGACUCCGAAACUGUUGCAACAGAUCGGCCUACAGGAGAGCAUAACAUUCUGUAUUGAGGACUGGCCCAUAAAUAAUGGACGUUUCUACUAUUCAAUCUUCUCGCUCUGUGUGCAGUAUUUGGUCCCCAUUCUGAUUGUAUCGAUGGCCUAUUUCGGGAUCUACAACAAGUUGAGAAGCCGCAUCACCGUCGUCACCGUGCAGAGUUCGGCACAGCGUCGAGUGGAGCGUGGCAGACGGAUGAAGCGCACCAAAUGCCUGCUGAUCAGUAUUGCCAUUAUCUUUGGGGUUUCGUGGAUGCCGUUGAAUAUAUUCAAUCUGUAUGCCGAUAUGCAGCGCGGAGCUGUCACACAGAAUAUGCUUGUUAUAUAUGCAAUUUGCCACAUGAUCGGCAUGAGUUCGGCCUGCUCCAAUCCGCUGCUCUAUGGAUGGCUGAACGAAAACUUCCGUAAAGAAUUUCGAGAACUAAUAUGUCAGUGCACUUUCUCCACUAAUGAUGAUCUUACCGGUCCAACGACAGGCAGCAACAUGCAGGCGGUGGCGGCACGUCGCAGGCGCAAACACGGCGCCGACAUGUCCAAGGGGGAGCUCGAGCUACUGGAUCAUAGUUGCCAGGCGAUUGCUGCCUCCAAGCGCGGCCCUGGAGCCUGUGGCGGUUGUGGUUGUUGCGUCGGUUGCGGCGGCGGUGGCGAUGGUGAUUGCGAGAAUGGCAUCAAUGGCAUCAGCAUGGCCACCACCGAUUUCGUGACAGGACAUCGAAAUGGCGGCAGUAGAUUGCGUAGUGCGGUGACCGAAUCGGUGGCUCUAACCGAGAAUCCUAUGCCCACGGAGAUAGCCAUGGAUUUAAUCAUACCCACAGAGCAAUCUAAGCUAAUGCCACGUUUGGAACAAUACUAAAAAUUCAAAAAUUUGCAAAUGUCCUUCAAUUGCGUUCAACAGCUCACCGUAAAGGAAGCAGCCACAAAGAGCCACAAAACACUCUACAAAUAUCCCAUCAUCCCAAAACUGAGCAGUUGAAUAUUAGAAUUACUAUUUAAAAUUACAAAACACAGACAUAGAAUUAAAAUUAAAUAAAUAUUUUUCGAGUGAUUUGAAGCCAAGCUGAGUUAAUUUUAAGUUUAAACGAAUGAGCCACAUAAAGGAAAAUGCUUAAUUAGAUGUCUAAAUUGUAUCAAAGUUGCUCCAAUAACUAGCAUAUUUAGUAUUUAAGUACACAGUGCUUCAAGACAAAGUCUAAACAUUGUUUAUUUUCAUGUUUUUCAUUAAAAAAAUAUCGGCCACUGUGAAAUUGAAAUCUAAUUGAAAGAGCCCCACAAUUACAUUUCCGGUACAUUUCCGAUAGAUUUGAAAAACUAUUUACACUCGAAUUUAGUUCCUUAACUCAAGGUUCCUAGGUAAACCAAAUUAAAUUCUAUUAUUUCAAGUGUUUUGAUUAGCAUAUAAGUUAUCUACAUACUUAAUAAUAUGUAAUACACCAAUAUUGAUGUGCAAAAUACAGGUCAUUCAAAUCUCAGUAGUUUAAGCAGAAUAAAAUCUAUAACCGUAAACAAUUUUCUCACGGCAUUGAGAGGCCCAUUGAAAAUGCCACUUACAAUAUCUUUAAAUGUAAAUGUAUAAUACAAGAGUUUCAAAUUAAAAUAUAUGAAUGUAUAUAAAUAGCAUAAAGUUUAAGUAUUAUCUUCCAUAGACCUGAGAAUAACUUCUCCCGCCACCCCCACCAAAAAUAAAAACCAUCGUCUACAUGUUUAACAUAA
Drosophila willistoni is the source of this 2777-nucleotide messenger RNA. It is a transcript of the gene NPFR, whose product is annotated as neuropeptide F receptor. Gene Ontology annotation, biological process: G protein-coupled receptor signaling pathway. The transcript has 6 exons. The record is from RefSeq and is a predicted model, not a curated record. NCBI's taxonomy places the organism in Eukaryota, Metazoa, Arthropoda, Insecta, Diptera, Drosophilidae. Gene Ontology annotation, cellular component: membrane. Gene Ontology annotation, molecular function: neuropeptide Y receptor activity. The coding region runs from base 283 to 1920 and encodes 545 amino acids.